Messenger RNA from Melitaea cinxia (Glanville fritillary), 1533 nucleotides. RefSeq names its product gustatory and odorant receptor 24 (gene Gr63a). Bases 1 to 1434 code for a protein of 477 amino acids. The transcript is spliced from 5 exons. Lineage: Eukaryota; Metazoa; Arthropoda; Insecta; Lepidoptera; Nymphalidae. The record is from RefSeq and is a predicted model, not a curated record. Gene Ontology annotation, biological process: sensory perception of taste. Gene Ontology annotation, cellular component: axon; neuronal cell body; dendrite.
AUGUCUUUAUUCACGAGUAACACUCUUUAUCCGGUUACCGCGUCAAUUCCUAAUGGUUACGCUACUCAAAUUACGGAUAAACAAAAAAAUAAAAUUAUAUUUCUCGAUGUCACGCCCGCUCGGACGCCGAAUUUGAAAACUCCGUCUGAUAACUCAAUAGUACCAAUACACGAUACAUUAAUCGCCCCGCAAAUAAAUAAGGAUAUUAUUUAUGAGAAUAUAAAACCAGUGUUUACGAUACUACGAAUAAUGGGUGUUUUGCCUUUGACAAGACCUCAAGCUGGUCUAAAUCAGUUUCAGAUCGCAUCUCCAUCAAUGUUGUACUCUAUAGUUUGCUACAUCCUCCUUAUUAGUUAUGUGCUUUACCUGUCUCUUCACAAGCUACAAAUAUUGCGCACCGCUGAAGGUAGAUUCGAGGAAGCUGUUAUUGAGUACCUUUUCACCGUCUAUCUUUUUCCUAUGUUGGUGAUUCCUAUAAUAUGGUACGAGACGCGUAAGAUAGCUGAUAUUUUGAAUGGAUGGGUUGAUUUCGAGAUUUGCUAUAAAAAGUUAUCUGGACGAAUCUUAUCCAUAAAAUUGUACAAAAAAGCUUUAGCGAUCGCCGUAAUAAUUCCGUUAUUAUCAACGAGUUCUGUGAUCAUCACUCACGUGACUAUGGUCCAUUUCAAUUUAAUGCAGAUUUUGCCAUACAUAUUCCUGGACAUCCUUACAUACAUCCUCGGAGGAUAUUGGUAUCUUUUAUGUGAAAUUUUAAGUGUUUGCGCAAGUAUUCUUGCGGAAGAUUUUCAACAAGCUCUUCGCCAUGUUGGGCCAGCUGGGAAAGUAGCAAAGUAUCGUGCCCUUUGGCUGCGUUUAAGCAAACUCGCACGCGACACUGGCCUCGCUAAUUGCUAUACAUUUACUUUUCUUAAUCUGUAUCUCUUUCUUAUCAUAACUUUAUCGAUAUACGGCCUUCUUAGUCAAAUAUCGGAAGGCUUUGGUACUAAAGAUAUAGGCCUGGCUGUGACAGCUUGUUGUAGCAUUUUUCUCCUAUUUUUUAUCUGUGACGAAGCCCACAAUGCUUCGCAUAAUGUGCGAACGAAUUUUCAAAAGAAAUUAUUAAUGGUGGAACUAUCGUGGAUGAACACGGAUGCACAAACCGAAGUAAACAUGUUUCUACGCGCCACUGAGAUGAACCCAUCUCAAAUCAGCCUGGGUGGAUUCUUUGAUGUGAACAGACAUCUUUUCAAAUCACUUUUAGCGACAAUGGUGACUUACCUUGUUGUAUUACUGCAGUUCCAAAUCAGCAUUCCAGAUGACAAUCAAAGACAAAUGGAAACUGAGGAAAACCAAAAUCAAUUAAAUGAGACGGUUGUAGCUGAAACAACGAAAAUGACAACAUCCUUAGCUACCACGAUAUUGACUACUCUUGCUAAGAAGAAACAGAAAAACUAAAUCAAUAUUCCAUAUCCUGCGGUAGCCAUUACGGUUGAAUUAUUAUUAUAAAUGAAUAGAACCUUAGAAAUAUAGACCUAAUUUAAAACAAGCCUAAUA